This is a messenger RNA of Osmia lignaria (orchard mason bee), 2295 nucleotides long. It is a transcript of the gene wcd, whose product is annotated as U3 small nucleolar RNA-associated protein 18 homolog wicked. Lineage: Eukaryota; Metazoa; Arthropoda; Insecta; Hymenoptera; Megachilidae. The record is from RefSeq and is a predicted model, not a curated record. Gene Ontology annotation, molecular function: protein binding. Gene Ontology annotation, cellular component: small-subunit processome; Pwp2p-containing subcomplex of 90S preribosome. Gene Ontology annotation, biological process: rRNA processing.
UAUACAUAUACACGAAUAGACUAUUAUGUAUGUGUUAGAAAGAACUAUGUAUAUGUAUAUAUCUUUGUAAUACGAUUUAAGUUGUUUCUUAAUCAGUUUUUAUCGCUGAUAUCUUUAGAUAAUUGAUAAUCACUGAACCUCAGAGGAGGUAUAGGCACAGACGAGAUUUUAGAUAAGACCAAGUAACUUAUGAAAGUUUGUGUUUUAUGAUCUGAAAUAUCGACAUCAUCUAUAGAAGUUCUUCAAAUGCCAUCUAACAUAUUUCCCGUGUAACUCAAACUGAUUUCAUCAAUAAUUUAAAAAAUUGUAUUAUUUACAUCUCCUUUGUGUUUUGGGAAUUUGUAGUUUAACGUCAAAUUUUAUUUUAAGUUAUUCGUUUCUUCGUAAAGAUAUUAAGUUUACAUAGGUAAAAUGUCAUAUCGUCAAUAUUGUCAUUUUUCAAAAGUAAAGUCAACUGCGUCAAGUGUAGAACCUAACCACGUGUAGAGAAAAAGGAAGUUAAAUACUUGCGAAAACACGUUGCGGUUUAAUAUUUUACUGUAUCGAGUAUUGUAUUAAGUAAACCAUGGAAGUUAAUAAAAGGAUCGUGAAGAAAAGAAAGGUAAAUCGUCCAAAGCGACCUAUAAAUAUGGUGCACAGAGAAAAACGCGUGCAUUCGAGGGCAUUGUAUACUAAAAAGUUUAAAGCACCUUUGAAGAAAGUUCGCAAAAAUGAAUAUGAUCCAAAAGAAGAAGCCAGGUUAGAAAAUAUCGUAUUUGGCGAUCCCAGCGAUAUUAUAAAUAAUUUGCCAAACGAAGAAGAAUUGAAUGAAAGUAAAACUAUUACUACAAGUAGCAAUGAUUCAGAACAUUCUAAAGAAGCUGCAUGGGUUGAUGAAGAUGAUGUUAAAUAUUCAGUACAAGCUGCUGCAAGAAUACAAGGUAGAAAAAUUGACAGCAGUGUACCACAAAAGUUAUAUAAAGACUAUUUACACAAUAAAUAUAAACAACUUGUGGGUACUCCAAAGUGGGCCGAGCUUAACAGAGUAGACAAAGAAUCUGAUGAUUUGGAUAAUGAAAUAUUAAAGCAUAGCUGCCAUUUAGAGAAACCUAAAGUAAAAAACUUAUCAAAAGAUAUAAUAGAUAUAAAAGCACUGACUUCCAUAAAUAAGCAAACACAUACAGAAGGACCAAUUGUAUCCAGUGUUGAAUUUCAUCCAACUUCUACUGUUGCCUUAGUUGCUGGCUCAUCUGGAAUUUUAUCCCUUUUUCAAGUAGAUGGUAUUGAAAAUAAUAAACUGCACACAAUGCAAUAUAAGAAGUUUCCCAUUAGUACAGCAAAAUUUUUGCAAGAGGGUACAGAAGUCUUGCUUGGUUCUCAAUAUUAUUCGCAUUGUCAUUCUUAUAAUUUACUCAGUGGAAAGACAUAUAAAGUACUACUACCACAUGGGGUCACUAAUAUGCAGAAAUGCGAAGUGUCUCCAGAUGGGAAAUUAUUAGCACUUUGCGGACGAUUGGGUGAAAUUUUCUUAUUAGCAAGUUCAACCAAAGAACUUAUAGCUACCUUAAAAAUGAAUACAAGAUGUAGGGCGUUGUGUUUCACUUCAGACAAUAAGAAUCUUAUUACACAUGGUGAUAGCAAUGAAAUGUACAUCUGGGAUUUGAACAGUCGUAUGUGUAUUCAUCGAGCUCUAGAUGACGGAUGUCUAUCUUGUGAGUCAAUUGCGAUGUCUCCGAGUGGUCAAUUUUUAGCAACAGGUAGUAAAGAAGGUGUAGUUAAUUUGUACGAUACUAAAACGGUAUUAGAAAAUCAAAUUCCAGUUCCUUUGAAAAUUGUUUUAAAUCUUGUAACGUCAGUUACCAGUUUGAAAUUUAAUUCUCAUUCUGAAAUAUUAGCAAUGUCUUCAAACAAAAAGCAUAAUGCUUUUAAGAUGAUGCAUUUACCAUCAUUUACAGUCUUUUCAAAUUUUCCAACGUUUCAAACAAAUAUAAUGAUGCCAGAAACCAUUGAUUUUUCACCAAGCAGUGGUUACUUAUCAAUUUCUAAUAGAUCAAACAGUGCUUUUUUGUAUAGAUUAAAACAUUAUGGAAAUUACUAGGGAUAAAUCAUCUUGUAAAAUAUAGUGAAAAUUAAGAACACGUUUCGGAUAUUGAAUAGAUUUAUUUAUAUACAAAGUGCAUAUGUCUAUAACAAUUACAAGUGUUAUUCUUUUUGUUACUUUGAAUACAUAUAUACGUAUUUUACUCAACGGAUUACCUGUACCGCGGCAUAAUAAUAAUGUCGUAUAAAAUCGAAUAAAAAAGGUUUGACAUUUAA